Centruroides sculpturatus (bark scorpion) is the source of this 607-nucleotide messenger RNA. Its product is annotated as T-box transcription factor TBX6-like. Lineage: Eukaryota; Metazoa; Arthropoda; Arachnida; Scorpiones; Buthidae. Gene Ontology annotation, molecular function: DNA-binding transcription factor activity, RNA polymerase II-specific; RNA polymerase II cis-regulatory region sequence-specific DNA binding. The annotation marks the transcript as partial. Gene Ontology annotation, cellular component: nucleus. Gene Ontology annotation, biological process: cell fate specification; positive regulation of DNA-templated transcription; regulation of transcription by RNA polymerase II. The record is from RefSeq and is a predicted model, not a curated record. The transcript has 4 exons.
AAACAACUUAUCGACAGUUGAACAUUUCUAAAAAUUUAAAUGACAAAAUACAAGAUACAGGUGAUGUACGAUUGGAGCUUUGUUCGAGAAGUUUGUGGACACAAUUUAGUUGUAUUGGCAACGAAAUGAUCGUUAAUAAAACAGGAAGACGCAUCUUUCCGCCUUUAAAAGUGAAAAUCACGGGUCUUCAACCGGAGAAAAAUUAUGUUAUAUGGGUGGAGAUUGCAGCAGUUAGUGAAAAUCGUUAUAGGUAUCAAUAUCAAAGCUGUAAAUGGGUAAAAGCUGGAAUAGGAGAACCUCAAGAUCCUCAAAAUAAGUAUAUACAUCCUGAUAGUCCAGCUACAGGACGUUAUUGGAUGACCCAAAUCGUCUCUUUUGACAAAUUGAAAUUGACUAAUAACAAAUAUCCAAAACUUCCUAAUCAAGUUAUUGUUCAUUCAAUGCAUAAAUAUCAACCUAGAUUUUACAUUUUACCUGUCGAAGAUAUCGUUACGAAUGUUGAAAAGCAAAUAAACCCAUGCAAAGCUCUUAAAUUCGAAUUUAAAGAAACAACGUUUAUAACUGUGACUGCGUAUCAAAACCAAAAUGUAAGCUUAUAAUUUUAAAU